UUGCUAUUUCAGUUUAUAUUAAACAUUUUAAUUUGAUAACUUAUUUCGUAUAUAAUCAAUAAACAAUACAAGUAACUCAAAAUGGUUAUUAAAGCAGUUUGUGUUCUAAAUGGCGAAAAUGUUAAAGGAACUGUUUUUUUCUCGCAAAACGAUGAAAAAUCCCCAGUCGUGUUGUCAGGCGAAGUUACUGGUUUAUCUAAAGGACUACACGGAUUUCAUAUUCAUGAAUUUGGAGAUAACACCAAUGGUUGUAUGAGUUCAGGUCCUCAUUUUAACCCUUUUGGAAAAACCCAUGGUGCUCCUAAUGAUGAAUCUAGACAUGUUGGUGAUCUUGGUAAUAUAAUAGCUGAUGAUUCCUCAGUUGCAAAAGUAAAUAUCAGUGACUCGGUGAUUUCACUCUCUGGACCACUCAAUAUAAUUGGACGUACUUUAGUGGUUCAUGCUGAUCAAGAUGAUUUAGGUAAAGGUGGUCAUGAAUUGAGUUCAACAACUGGAAAUGCUGGUGCUAGAUUGGCUUGCGGUGUUAUUGGAAUUACAAAAUAAACUAAAGUUCUUAUUUUCAAAAUGAUAAAAAGUAUCCAACUGUUCUUUUUUUUUUAGUUUAUUAUAAUACUGGUGUUAGAUUAUAUAAAUAUAUAUUUGUUAUUUUUCAA
This is a messenger RNA of Daktulosphaira vitifoliae (grape phylloxera), 653 nucleotides long. It is a transcript of the gene Sod1, whose product is annotated as superoxide dismutase [Cu-Zn]. NCBI's taxonomy places the organism in Eukaryota, Metazoa, Arthropoda, Insecta, Hemiptera, Phylloxeridae. Gene Ontology annotation, biological process: removal of superoxide radicals. The transcript has 4 exons. The record is from RefSeq and is a predicted model, not a curated record. The coding region runs from base 82 to 543 and encodes 153 amino acids. Gene Ontology annotation, molecular function: copper ion binding; superoxide dismutase activity.